Raphanus sativus (radish) is the source of this 990-nucleotide messenger RNA. RefSeq names its product squamosa promoter-binding-like protein 5. Gene Ontology annotation, molecular function: DNA binding. The record is from RefSeq and is a predicted model, not a curated record. Gene Ontology annotation, cellular component: nucleus. NCBI's taxonomy places the organism in Eukaryota, Viridiplantae, Streptophyta, Magnoliopsida, Brassicales, Brassicaceae. The transcript has 2 exons. Bases 106 to 645 code for a protein of 179 amino acids.
CACAUUCACUCUAAACCCCAAGCCCAUCCAUUAUCAGCAUUGCUUAGUCUUAACCAUAGUUCCACCACCAUCUUCUCAAGGCUACAACUUAAAAGCUUACCAGAAAUGGAGAGAUCACAAGGCUGGAGUUACGUAAAAGACAAGGCUAUAGUCUCCAACCAUGCUGAACAAGAAUGGGAGAAUGGCAUGGAUGAAGAAGAGGAGGAUGGAGGAGAUGAAGACAAAAGGAAGGGAGUGAUGGAGAGAGCAAGGGGUACUAACACAGACCGUGGUCCAUCGCGGCUAUGCCAGGUCGAUAGGUGCACUUCUAACUUAACUGAUGCCAAGCAGUAUUACCGUAGACACAAAGUCUGUGAAGUUCAUGCAAAGGCAUCUGCUGCAACUGUUGCAGGCGCCAAGCGACGUUUUUGUCAACAAUGCAGCAGGUUUCAUGAGCUACCAGAGUUUGAUGAAGCUAAAAGAAGUUGCCGGAGGCGCCUAGCUGGACACAAUGAGAGAAGAAGGAAGAUUUCAGGUGACGGUUGUGGAGAAGGAGCAGGCCGGAGAGGGUUAAGUGGUCAACUGAUCCAGACUCAAGAAAGAAACAGGGUAGACAUGAAACUUCCUACGACCAACUCAUCAUUCAAGCGACCACAGAUCAGGUAAACAUAUAUAAAUACAUCCGCUCCCUCUCUUCUGUCAUCUCUCUUCUAUAUCUACAUUCUCUUGUUAUCCAAAUAAUGGCCUCUAAUCAUGUUAAGAACAGUGAAUCCUAUACCAUUAUAUAACGAUAAAAGUCUAGUACCUUUUAUGUUUUCAUAUAAAGGAUGCCUAUCCGCAAAUGUAAUAAGACAGUUGCAUACUCCUUCGUCUACCAUUAUAUAACACACUCGCUCACUCUAUUUUGUCAUCUACUUAUGUUCUAUAUCUACAUUCUCUUGUUAUCCAAAUAAUGGCAUCUAAGUAUGUAACCAUGUCAAGAAGAGUAGAUACUACCCCAGUAUAUAAGUA